GAGAAUUCUCAAUGCUUCCGAUCUUUGAGUCUUUUUGUCCCUUAGAUGCUUUUUUUUUUUGAGUCUUUGAUGUCGAAUGUUCUUUCUCUCUGUCCCGAUUGAUCUUGAGGAUCUCAAUUAUUUGACUGCCCUUUUUGUUAUUAUCUUUGAAUUUAGGGAACGAUCCAGCAAAAAAAGAGAGGCGAGGAAGAAGAUUGGGAUUUUGAUGAUCAAUGGCCUCUGAUAGAGAAGACUUUACUCUCUGUGGACCCUCACACCUCACUAAUCUUGAUUGGGCAAACGAAAAUCACCAACGUUGUGUCGCAGCUUGUUUGGUUCAAGGGGUCUACAUUGUUGAGCGCGACCGUCAGCUUCAACGUGAAGGCUCUCAAGCUCUUGCAUCUCCAUGGUGGGACUCCUUCCACUUCAAACUCAUCCGUCGCCUCAUAGACGACGCUGACUUCUCCAUCUUCGGCGCCAUUUACGAACUCAAACCUCCACCACAAGAAGACACCACCACCGUUGACUCUAAAUCUCCCCGUUAUGUCAUAGCCUUUAGAGGGACGUUGACUAAACCUGACUCCAUUUCUCGCGACCUCGAGUUAGACAUCCACAUUAUCCGUAACGGCCUUCACCGUACAUCACGUUUCGACAUCGCUAUGCAAGCUGUGAGAAGCAUGGCUACUUCUGUAGGAGCUUCGAAUCUCUGGCUAACGGGACAUUCUAUGGGUGCAGCGAUGGCUCUUCUCGCUGGCAAAACGUUGGCGAAGACUGGAGUUUACGUCAAGUCCUUCUUGUUCAACCCUCCCUUUGUGUCUCCUCCUAUCGAGAGGAUUUCUAACGAACGUGUCAGGAGCGGGCUUAGAAUCGCGGGCAGCCUUGUUACAGCUGGACUGGCUUUCUCAAGAACCCUCAAGCAAGCGCAGCAGCCUCAGCAUCAGCAGCAGCAAUUGCAAGAGCGGAACUUGUCUGAAGAUCCGCUAAAGGCUUUGUCUUUGUGGCUACCUGACAUUCAUGUGAAUCCAGGGGACCAUUUAUGUUCCGAGUACAUUGGGUUUUUCGAGCACAGGGGAAACAUGGAGCAACUUGGGUAUGGGGCUGGAAUCGUUGAGCGGAUGGCGAUGCAGCAUUCAUUGGGAGGUUUGCUGAUGGAUGCGAUGGGAGUUAGUAACGCAGUGGACGUGCAAGAGCCUGUUCACGUGAUCCCGUCUGCUAAGCUGAUAGUAAACCGGACUGCUUCUGAAGACUACAAGGAAGCUCACGGGAUACACCAGUGGUGGAGAGACGACCAAGAUUUGGUUUCCAACAUUUAUUUGUUCAAAUAGCUCACCAAGGUGGAUUUGUUUUUUUUUUCUUUCUGGAUUGCAAUGCCUUUUAUUUUGUAUGUUUGUGUAAUGCUAUGUAUCACGGUAUCUCUUUAAAUUCUUCGUCUAUAUGUCCGAAAGGAAGUUUAUGAUAA
Molecule: messenger RNA, 1438 nt
Organism: Brassica oleracea var. oleracea
Lineage: Eukaryota; Viridiplantae; Streptophyta; Magnoliopsida; Brassicales; Brassicaceae
Product: GDSL esterase/lipase At4g10955
Exons: 2
Coding region: 213-1304 (363 amino acids)
Biological process (GO): lipid metabolic process
Source: RefSeq, a predicted model, not a curated record